This is a messenger RNA of Closterium sp. NIES-65, 396 nucleotides long. The record is from the annotation of a GenBank genome assembly. Lineage: Eukaryota; Viridiplantae; Streptophyta; Zygnematophyceae; Desmidiales; Closteriaceae.
AUGCAGCCUCGUUUUAACAUGUUUCAAGAGCAGUUCCCGGACCACACUGAGGUGCGGCUGUGUCGCAACUACCGCUCCACAGGCACCAUAGUGCGUUUGUGCCGCAACUGUCGCUCCACGGGCACCAUAGUGCGCGCCUCUGCUGCUGUCAUUGCACAGAACUUCCCUCCCCCCUCUUCUUUCCCCCCUCCCGCUCCCUCUCAGGUGCGGCUGUGUCGCAACUAUCGCUCCACAGGCACCAUAGUGCGGGCCUCGGCCGCCGUCAUCUCGCAGAACUUUCCAGGAAGGAGGGCGGCCAAAGAGCUGUGCACUGACAACGGCGAUGGGGAGAAGAUCAGGGCGGCCAAGGAGCUGUGCACUGACAACGGCGAUGGGGAGAAGAUCAGGUGGGAAUAA